Messenger RNA from Varroa destructor (honeybee mite), 5672 nucleotides. RefSeq lists its product as uncharacterized. The record is from RefSeq and is a predicted model, not a curated record. Gene Ontology annotation, cellular component: plasma membrane. Gene Ontology annotation, molecular function: protein binding. NCBI's taxonomy places the organism in Eukaryota, Metazoa, Arthropoda, Arachnida, Mesostigmata, Varroidae.
GAGCGACAUUGACAAAAAUAACGGUUGCUGUAGGGUUCGACACUGUGAGGCCUCUUGGUCGCAUGUAUUUGCCCCGUCUUUAUGAGCGACUUGCCAAACAGUUUUGAGAAACAACGAUGUCUCGUCGUAAUGUGUGUGUGCCAUUGUGAAUGUCAUGUUUUACGUUUUACAUAAGCUUGAAAUAAUACUGGAACUGAGUACGGGUGUAAAUUGUUGCCAACAUAGUUGCCCUAAUAUAAAUAUAGUGAACUACAUGCGUGCUGUUCUAUUUCACGUUGGAUAUCGAAAUAUCGGUGUUGGUAGUUUUUACAAUAUAUCAAGUUGGAUACACUCGUAGCUAUACGAGAGCAAUACGAACACUCCUUAAGAGCUUCGAGUAAUGCGCUGAGCUGGAUGAAUAUUUCGCUGAAGGAGAGGUGGAUCGCGUGAAUAAAUAUGAUAUAUUGGCACGAAAGCAUGCUCCCGCUAUUUCUGUUGAGCUUACCACUGGGGUCAGUCAGUCAGUGGCCCGAAAGUACGGGUGCGAUGCUUUGUCGCGAGUUGUUCUCAGACUUCAAGGAACACUGCACAUGCAGACAAGAUUCCCUCUCAAACGGGACCAGGAUAAACUGCGAUGGCCGAUCAUUUUUCGGCACAUUUGUCGUCCUGCCGUAUCGACAGAACAUUAUUCAAUACAGCCAAAGUCAUGCUGGUCUUCAAGAUUUGGAAUCGCAAUUAUUUACAGCCAGUGACAUACCAUUACAGAUACUCGAUUUUUCUUCGAACCUUCUUAGAAGAAUUACGGAUAAGGUAUUCGAUGGCAUCGAGGAUACUCUCGAACAUCUCGAGCUUUCGCACAAUCUCCUCGGUGAUCAACUUACUCCUGUUUUUGGUUCGAAAGAGUUCAAUCGCCUGAACAACCUCAGGUACCUUGGCCUUAGUGAUAAUCUCAUUAAGGCUGUUGGAGACAACACGUUUCGUGGCCUCGUCGCCCUAAAGCAACUCGAUUUAAGCCAGAACGAGAUUCGGCAAGUGCCAUCUGGAGCCCUUAAACAUCUGGAAGGAGUUCGACACAUCGAUUUAAGUGCCAAUCGCAUCAAAAGCAUCUUCGAGUUUCCUCAUUUAGAACAUUUGCUCAGUCUGAACCUAACAAACAAUUCGAUUAUUUCUAUAGAAACUGAAGGAUUAUCGCACCUGGAGAGUCUCGAAGUACUAGACCUUUCUUCAAAUUAUAUCAAGACAGAUCUACAUCUGAUAGGUCUAUCCUCACUACACACAUUGAACAUAUCGAACAACCUUUUCCAGGAUAUCCCUUCGAGCAUUAAGAAGCUCACUUCGCUCAAACAUCUCGAUAUUUCAAAGGCAAAAAUUCGAAAUCUCGGUUACGGCCCAUUUUCGCAACUCACUAAACUUGAGUAUCUUAACUUAGCCUGGAAUGAAAUUGUGCAGAUUCAGGCAAACACAUUUCAAGGGCUGGCUAGAUUAAAGACACUCAUCCUAGAUGCAAAUAUACUUCGUAAGUUCGAGGAGUCUCACGUAACGGAUUUGGAAAAUCUAGAAGAACUUUACCUCAAUGAUAACCAGUUGCUCUCAUUUCCGACUGAAAUCUUCCUCAAAUUGAGGAGCCUUCAAAAAUUGCAUCUUGAUUUCAACCGCAUCGCCGCUAUCUCUGAAGAACUUCUUCGCUAUGCAGCCAAGCUCCACUACCUUUCACUAAGUUAUAACUUGCUCACAGAGAUUCCCGAAGGCACUUUCCGCGAUAUGGCCCAAUUGAGAGUGCUCAGACUACGCGGGAACAACCUCAAAAAGUUUACUCCGUCAAGUUACGGCGGGCUAGAAAGCUCCCUUAUUGAGUUAGACGUCGCAGAUAAUCAAAUAAGUUAUUUACCUAUGCUAAAUCUUAGCGCUCUGGAAGUACUAGAUAUAAGUGGAAACCAACUCGUAAAUUUGCAUUCAAAAAUGUUCUCCACCUCUAUAAAACUGAAGAAGCUCAUACUCGCAAGAAAUCUAUUUAGCAAAAUCGAUCCAGGUUGGAUUGAACCACUUUCUCAACUGGAAUAUCUUGACGUAAGCGGAUGCCAAAUCUCGAUUAUCUAUGAUAGUACGUUUGGCAGCUUCCUUCGAGCUAAGCACCUUCAUUUAGCCAAUAACGGCUUGGAAGCUUUUGGACGUAACAUCAAUCUUGAGACUGUUGAGGAACUGGAUCUCAGUGGUAACUACCUGAGCGAUGCUAAACUGAACGUAAAGAAACUGCGUACACUCAACCUCUCGUACAAUCGCCUUCGUGCAUUUAACGUGUCAUCAAACUCACCUUUUGCACUUCGUAAGAUUGAUAUUUCCUUUAACCGAUUGCAGGAAUUGAGGGAUGACUUGUUUGGAGUUCACCUGGCACUUGCGGAAGUUAAUCUAAGCAAUAAUAUGCUCUCACAGAUAUCCGCUGAUGUACUUCAGAGCUUCCCAAAUGUCAAGAAAUUCCUGCUCUCGGGAAAUCAGCUGCAUAUUAUACAGGAUAAAACGUUCUCGCCUCUUCGUAGUCUCUCUGAGCUCGACUUGUCCAUGAAUCAAAUUCACACCUUAGAGGGAACGCCAUUUGUUAAUUGCUCGUCACUGAAUAGCAUCGAUAUUAGUCACAAUCUUUUGGAAACCCUCACCGACGAAUGUUUCAAUGGGAUUUCUCGCCUCCGACUCAAUCUGAAGGGCAACCAGCUUCAUACUAUACCACAGAAUACGUUCUCAAGAACAAAUGUCUUUGCCCUUGAAGCGAUUGAUCUUGCAGAAAACGAGUUCUUUGAGUUCCCGGAGUUGUCUCUUCGACGUCAGUACUCCGUCAUCGAUCGCGCUAACUUCUCCAUGAACCUUAUACGGAGCAUACCGUCGAACGCUGACGUCCUUGUAAACGUGAAGCACAUUGACGUUUCGCACAACCCGCUUACUUCUGAUGCCCACUACGUUCUUCUGGGAGAACCAAAAUCUCUUCGGUCACUCUACAUGACCAACGUAUCAUUAAAGUUAAUACCGGAUCUGGAAACGCCUUUUUUGAGAGAAUUGGUUAUAUCGGACAAUGAAAUUAGCGGAUUGGCGAAGACCACUUUUAAGCGAGCGACCGGCUUAGUAAAAUUAGAUUUGGCUGGUAACAAAAUUGUCAAUUUUUUCGGCAUAGAUAUAGCACUGCCCCGACUUGAACACCUUGACCUCAGUGGUAACCAGCUCUAUGAAAUUACAAAGAAAUCAUUUGUUGCGCUUAGCGAGCUUUCAACGCUGAAGCUGUCCGGACUGAACAACCUCACUAGAAUGGGGUGUGAAGCAUUUCGGUCUCAAAAACGAUUAAAUAAUCUUGAAAUUCUCGGAUAUCCGAAAAUCAAAGAGUUAAACUACUCAUGCAUGAAUAUUCCGAGCGCCCUCGAAACACUUAUGGUGGAAAUCAAGGCACCUUCUCUCGGUGCACAACUCCACAAGAUGUAUAAUCCUCGACUUAAAAAGUUACUGGUAGCGGGCGACACCCUUGAGCAGCUGACCCCGACCUCGCUUGCUGGUAUUCGAUCUGAGCGUCUAGACCUUAUUUUCUAUAACACGAAUCUCCAAAAUCUGCCUGCCUCGCUAUUCCUUCCGUUACCACUUUCUUCAAAUAUCCGACUAUCAGCUGAAUACAGUCAGGUCAUGCAUUUCGAUCCGCAUCUUAUUCAGCUCAUUAACACUAGGCCUAACUUCAUUAUGAGCUCGUUUGAGGGCAGUCCACUUCAGUGUGACUGCAAUACAACUGAGCUGUACCAUGCCCUUAUAAACAAAGUGGAUAAAUUCUCCGAUGCUGGCACCAUUAGAUGCUACACUCCAUUAAUCCUGCGAGGUAUACCUCUGGUUAAUCUACAGGAAAGCCAGCUUCAAUGUGAUGAGGAUGGCCUUUCAAGGGACAUUGUAACCAAUGACCUUAGUCGUAGCGAAUCUAAUGCACCUGCUAAAAAAGACAAUCCCUUCAAGCUGGACGAAAGCCUCUUUAAGAAGCCGUAUCGACCAUCGCCAACGUUAGUGCAAGAUCUCGUUGUUCGCAAAACUGUGAUUACGGACCCUCCGUUCUUAACGAAAGUAGACAUGUUAAUUAUUAUAAUCAUUUCGACAGUCGUUAUCCUCGUGACCACUAUAUCGAUUGGUGUGUGCAUCUGCAAGUGGUACAAUCGCGCCGAGGAGAUGCCCUACCCCCCGGGAGCGUGGGCAACUCUUCCGCCGCAUGUCGCCAUGCCAUUGCCUUCAAAGUGUACAUGCGUACGUCCACCAUCAGCGCCAUGCACUUGCCGAACGCCGGUUACGUCUGUGCGGGGGCGUACUCCCGAUCCCUAUCAAAGAGCCAUGUCUCGGGGACCCCCUAUGGUGAUGCCGCCUGGAAUUAAUGGGCAUCACCUGUCGCGACCGCCCUCAAUGUGGGAUGCGCAGUCAUGGCGGUAAUGCGAGGCACACUUGUAACAGUUCCCGUAGCACUAGUAUAUCUGAAUGACAUGAACAGUUAGAGGCCAUCUAGGUAAUUGAACAGUAACAGGAUCUAGUCGUAUGAGAGCGGCUUGAUCGUAGUGAGUUUGUGGAUGAAUCGACAUCAUCACCGACGUUGCUCACCCUGUACAUAGAUACAUUGUGUGCUAAACAUUACUGAUAAUAAUAACUAAUAGAAUUAAUACUCAGACAGAAAACGUGCAUAAGGGCACUUGUUGCCACUGGUCACUAAUAUGAUGUGAUGUUUAUUUUACAAUUACUAUUUGUGUAUUUUUCAAUGAAGCCGACUUGGAGUAUUUAUUUGAACCUCAAAUAUAGGCCCUUCCUUUGUUAUACCUAUAUUCUAUAUCGUUUUCUUUUAUAAGAGAACUGGCUAUACAGCCGGCUGACUAAAUCUUAGAUGGCAGCAAAGCAUCCUCAGUUGAAUUGUAUGUAAUCAACCAAGCAAAAGGCACUUAGACUGUUUAAUGACUGAUUGUUUUUAGUUGUCGACUGACCUUGCCCCCCAGCCUGCGUAUACAUUUAUAUGAUACAAUUAACGGUUAUAUGUCAUCACGUAAAUAACAACAGUCGUGUGUUUAGACGUUUAUGGCUAAAGCUCUGAUUGGCCUACAGAACAAUGUCAGCAUACAAUUAGUUACCGUGUGGAAUAUGCCGUAGCUCUUCCCGAAGCUAUUAUAAAUAUACCCCUUGUUAGACUAACGGAAGCACGCGUCUCUGCAAGGCUCUGGUGGAAAACAAAUUGCCGAAAAUGGGUAACAAUUUUAUUGUUAAAAAAAAUACAUUAUCAGGUCACCUAGGUAUUCUCUUAGGUUGGUACAUCCAGGUUGAAUAACCACAAUGACAUUGUACGUCAAAUGUGAGAUGCACAGGAUGCGAUGCGAUCGAGUCAAACCUAACCCUUAUCGCACCAAGGGAAGCAACCUAUUAAUAAAUCAGCAAUAUGCAGUUUAAACAAUUAUAAUAUGAACAGUAGUUCUUUGCUACGAGCUUUGUACAAGUAACAUUAUGUAAGUUUGUUGGCGAAGUUCAUCAACAACCCUUCAUGAGAACGUAUCUUUCAGCUUUUCAACUGGAGCUAUCCCUUUUUGGUGCGGCAUAUUUUUUUUCAGACGUUAACAAAGAUAAAUUAUCGAAUGGACUCUCGAGCUACUGGGCAGUAGUUCAUUCACAAAGGACCUCACGCCGUCUUUGUGACCUGGCGUGAUUAAUGG